Molecule: messenger RNA, 954 nt
Organism: Strongylocentrotus purpuratus (purple sea urchin)
Lineage: Eukaryota; Metazoa; Echinodermata; Echinoidea; Camarodonta; Strongylocentrotidae
Product: U3 small nucleolar RNA-associated protein 4 homolog
Exons: 7
Coding region: 1-954 (317 amino acids)
Biological process (GO): maturation of SSU-rRNA from tricistronic rRNA transcript (SSU-rRNA, 5.8S rRNA, LSU-rRNA)
Cellular component (GO): t-UTP complex; 90S preribosome; small-subunit processome
Molecular function (GO): RNA binding; protein binding
Source: RefSeq, a predicted model, not a curated record
AUGGCAACUGGUCCAGAGUUUGGUUCGAUGGGUGUGGAACAGAUCGUCUGCAGCACCAUCAGUAGUUGCGGAACCUGGGUAGCUUAUUCGGAUGUGGAGAAAAUCAGAUUCUAUCACGUCACUCACAACCCACUCUCAAUAACUAGGGUCCCAACCAUCCCUUCUAACCUGCAUCCAGCGCAUCACCUGGCCUUCACCCCGGACUCUUCCAAGUUAGUCUCGGCAGUUUGCACGGGAUCAGCGGGUCUUCAGCUCCUCACCGUGGACGGUCCAGACGGUGUGGACUGUCCCCAGCCCCUGGUCCAGUCCUUACCCAUCACAGAGGUGCAGGGGCCGUACACGGCGCUGGCGGUCAACGGGGACGGGGAGAGGGUGGCUGUUGUCGGGUCAGAGGGCAAGGUAGCUGUCUUACCUCUCAACAGUAAAAAGAUCAAAUCAGUAGUGCUGCCUCACACCAAGGUUCAUCCAUGUUGCUUGGCCUUCCACCCGUCCAGCAAGCAACUAGCGGUAGCUUACACAGACAGAAAUAUCGCAGAGUAUGACAUCACCAAACACGAGUACACCCCCUGGAGCCGGUCCGUCCACAAGCAGGGUCUCCAUCAAGCUUGGCUGGAGAAGACCAGUGUCAUCCAUCAGAUGACCUUUGACCCCUCCGACCCUGACAAACUCCUGGUCCAAGACGGGACCUGGUUGACCGUCAUAGACAAGACCAAGCCGUUGCCAAGAGCAAAUGAGAGACUGCUAGCUCCAAGGGCGGGCAAGAGACGACAUGAUGGCACCUCACGAGGUUCAGAAGACAGAACGCACGGCUUCUCAAUAUGCAAGAAAUACAAGACGAUCAUGUUCGUCGGGACCCUGGAAGACCCUGGGCAGCUGGUACUGGUAGAGCGCCCCCAACAGGCCAUCUUCGAGCAGUUACCACCCACCCUCCAACAGAAAAAGUUUGGAACCUAG